ACAAAGGGUGUGUUUAACACCGCGGUGCAGGUAAUUUAUAAGAGCGCAAGGUUUAAGCUCGCCGUUCGACACUUUGAGAUUACGCUUUCACUUUGCAGCUUUUGACUCUCAAGGAAACAUCAAGCUCUUCAAGAUGAAGCUGUGGUUCGUUGCUGCCAUACUUAUCUCCGCUGCGCUUCCAGCUGUGUUGAGUUUGAAGUGCUACACCUGCACCAGUUCCGAGUCAUGGGAUAAAUGUAAAGGAGAAAGCACGACCUGCGUGGCUCCGCUUGCUGAUAAAUGUGUUAAGGUUUAUCUUAAAGUUGGGUCAGCCGAAACGUUCGCCAAAUCGUGCGGAUCCGAUGCUUCCUGCAAUAAGGAAACCAAUGCUUUCUGUAAAGGCGCCAGUGGAUCGUUUGAGUGUGACAUCAAUUGCUGCACAGGUGACGACUGCAAUGCUGGCUCAGCAACCCAUAUCAGUGGUAUUCUGUUAAUGUCAUGCGCCUUGGCCUCUCUGAUGAUCUUUUUCAAAGCCUGAAACUUGACCGAGGUUGAGUUCAAGCACAGCUCACGAUCAAGGCUGCAACUAUCAUACGCUUUUUACAAUGAUGUUGGUAGUGAAUUUGAAUAGGACUUUUUACAUAGGACGUAGUAGUAGUCAAUAGGAUGAUUCUCGUUAAAAAAGGGAUGAAGUAAAUACGAUUUAUUGCUACAAGUAAGGGUGCUAGUCCAUCUUAGUCUGUCACGUUUUGUGCUGAUUAGUUACAGAAAAAAAUAGGCAAUUUUUUUUAUUUUGUUAAAUGACGCAGCUUUGGAAAAAUAAAACGUUGUUUCUAACGGCCUCUUC
Messenger RNA from Stylophora pistillata, 826 nucleotides. RefSeq lists its product as uncharacterized. NCBI's taxonomy places the organism in Eukaryota, Metazoa, Cnidaria, Anthozoa, Scleractinia, Pocilloporidae. The record is from RefSeq and is a predicted model, not a curated record.